AUGGAAAAGAAAAUUACAAUAAUUACACAAGGAACGGAUCUUAAGAAUUCAACAAAAAAUACUAAGUCCACUUCUGCAGAAACGAAGACAAUAGGGUUGUCAAAUGGGAAUGCAAAGGGUAGUGCCUCCUCAUCACGUUCUAGUCCAAUUAUUGGUUCGAAACGUUUGAGCGGAUCUCCGGUGCCAUUAUAUGAUGAUCCAACUGUUAAUGCUUCAGUUAACGCUUCAGUUAAUGCUUCAGUAACAGUCAGUAAAGAAGAUUCUAAAAAAGCCACAAAAACUUCAAAUACUACGAAAUCCACUGUAACAAAAUCAUCACAAAACAUCAAUUCUCCUUCAAAAAGGACUUCACGGGUCAUGUCUGUGAUUCCCGAUGCAUCUAAAACAUCACCUACACCGCCCUUCAAGUCGCGCACUUUACCAUUACCUACACAAAAUGGAUUGAAAUUUAACUCAUCGAUUUCGGAAUCUUUUACUUCUGACCCAAUCUCAACGAUUUUUGAAGAUAAAGUACAAAGGUUAUCCCCGUCAAACACUUUCUCAGAAGUGGACGCCUUAAAAUCAGUUAGCGUCAAAACCACAAUUGCCACAUUUGAAAAGAACACGACACAAGGUGGUAACUUUCCAGAAUCAACUAGUGAAACUUCGCCAACAUCAACAAGUCUUACUGUCACGGAUACAAAUUUAGAAUAUAUGGAUAUGGAACAAUUAGAACGUUUGUUCCUUAGCGGAUCACGAUCUCCAUCGAUAGUAUCAAAUUAUUCAUCAAAUGUACCCUGGAAGUCAGAUGUUCCUUUCGAGUUAUCUGAAGUAUCUUGGAAAGAUAAAGAUAAUGAUAAUGUGGAUAGUAAUACUCACGGAGUGUCAGUAGCGACGAAUCAUCAUUCUACUGAUCCAGAUGAACAGUUACGAAUGGGUUUGUCUAUGAUACAAGAAGCUUACAAUCGUAAAUAUUUGACAGCGUCCGCUAGUUUAUGGAACGGUGAAAAAGGAAAGCAAAAUAAGAAUAAAAGUGAAAUCGCUCAACUUAAUCAAAAAAUUCGUGAAUUGAGUGAAGCUCUUAUCAAGGAAGAGGCAGAAAAGAAUAUGUUGUUAAUUUCCAAGAAUACAAUAACGGACCGAUAUAAUAAAUUAUGGAAUGAGCAUCGAAAUUGUACAAAUAAGUCAGCAGGCGUGGGAACUAGUAAUAGCAUAAUUACAGUUAUUAAUAACGGUAAACAAGAAAUACGGAAUUAUCUAAAGACACUUGAACCUGAAGAGAGACAAGCUCAAUUAGCUGAAUUUCUUGAAUGUUGUCAUCCACAUGACAUUCAUGCUCAACAAGCAAUAUUAGAACAUUAUGUUAAAACAACUUUUGACGUAGUUGGAACCCUUCCAAAUGAGUUAGCUACUAAAAUUCUUUUGAUGUUACCAGCCGAAAAUCUUUGUUGUGCUAGAGAAGUAUCAAGACGUUGGAGAGAAAUGGUUAAUGAACCAAAUCUUUGGAAAGCAAAAUGUUUAUCAGCUACUCAAGAUGAUCCUGUUCCUCUUUCAUAUCCUUCUGAUCCUAAACAAUGGGAAGAAGUUUAUCGUGGUCUUCAUUUUCGUGAACAUAAUUGGGUUCUUGGUAAAGUGCAGUCAGUUAAAUUCUUAAAAGGACAUACUGCAAAUGUUACUGCAUUAAAAUUGAAAAAGACUACAUUAGUUACUGGAAGUUAUGAUGAGACUGUACGAAUUUGGGAUAUGAGGAAUGGUAGGUGUAUGAAAAUUUUACAGGGAAAAGCUGUAAGUUGUGUUGAUUUCAUACUAGAAAUGAGGAUGGUUGCUGCUGGAUUUAAUGAGCAAGGGGCACUUGUUUGGCACAUGGAUUCGGGUGAAGUCCUAUUGACACUGACAGCACAUAAUCGCGGUAUCAAGGGAUUAUCAAUGAAUAAAAAAUAUAUAGUUACAGCUGGUCAUGAUAUGUCUGUCAUUGUGUGGGAUUUAAAAGAAGGAACGAAAUUGCAUACUUUCAGAGGAUUUGGUAAUAUGCUUCUUGGAAUUCAACUUUUGGGCGAUAAUAAUCUGAUAGCUAUAAAUAGUGAUGGCUGGAUUCGUACAUAUGCACUUGAAGAAAAACUCCAAAUUCAUCAAUACAAAAUCCCAGAUAAUUCUCAUAUUCAGUGGUUUUCUGCAUCAGGAAUGGAUGUAACAUGUUCAACAACUCGUACAAUAUAUCAACUUCGAUGGCAAAACAAAUACAUUAAAACGGGUAAAAAGACAAAAGGAAUAGAUGAAAUUAUAAUCGAACCAGAAUUAUCUAUGGACCCAUUGAUAAAACAGAAGGUUGCAUCAGAGGCAGAAAUAUUCUGUGGAACGACUGAUAAUACUAAAGAUAGAAUUAUUUUUAGUACAAGAUUUAAUAGCAGAACACAUAAUAAUAAAAGUAUAUACGUUUAUUCGCAAGAUAAGGGAAUUAAUAGGUUUGGAGGGUUGUGGGAAAGUAUGGCUGAUCAAAUGACCACAAACAACAUGGGACCUUUAUGUAUGGAUGCUGACCAUGAAAAAACCGUUAUUGGAUCAAUGAGUGGAUUGGUUUAUGUUUUAGGAUUUGUUGGAGAUAGAGAAUGA
This is a messenger RNA of Dentiscutata erythropus, 2589 nucleotides long. The record is from the annotation of a GenBank genome assembly. NCBI's taxonomy places the organism in Eukaryota, Fungi, Glomeromycota, Glomeromycetes, Diversisporales, Gigasporaceae.